Ustilaginoidea virens is the source of this 1557-nucleotide messenger RNA. RefSeq lists its product as uncharacterized. NCBI's taxonomy places the organism in Eukaryota, Fungi, Ascomycota, Sordariomycetes, Hypocreales, Clavicipitaceae. The coding region runs from base 1 to 1557 and encodes 518 amino acids. The transcript has 7 exons. The record is from RefSeq and is a predicted model, not a curated record. Gene Ontology annotation, molecular function: ATP binding; ATP hydrolysis activity; proton-transporting ATP synthase activity, rotational mechanism. Gene Ontology annotation, biological process: proton transmembrane transport; proton motive force-driven mitochondrial ATP synthesis.
AUGUUCAAGAGCGGCAUUUCCUCGCUCGCCCGGGCGUCCCGCCCUACAUUCUCAGCAGCCGCCUCCCGACGUGCCAUCAAGCCUGCUGCUCUCCGACUUCCAUGGAACAGCAGAUACGCCAGCUCUGCCAGUGUUGGUGCUGGAAAGAUUCAUCAGGUCAUUGGUGCCGUCGUCGAUGUCAAGUUCGAUACCGCAAAGCUACCUGCUAUUUUUAACUCUCUGGAAACCGACAACAAUGGCAACAAGCUCGUUCUCGAGGUCGCUCAACAUCUCGGUGAGAAUGUAGUGCGUUGUAUAGCCAUGGACGGUACCGAGGGUCUUGUCCGAGGUGCCAAGGCUACCGACACUGGUGCUCCUAUUACCAUUCCUGUUGGUCCUGCCACUUUGGGUCGUAUCAUCAAUGUAACCGGCGACCCUAUCGACGAGCGUGGGCCCAUAAAGACGGACAAGUUCUUGCCUAUCCACUCCGAGCCUCCAGAGUUCAUUGACCAGUCCACCUCUGCCGAGAUUCUCGUUACUGGCAUCAAGGUUGUCGAUUUGCUUGCUCCUUAUGCCCGUGGUGGAAAGAUUGGUCUCUUUGGUGGUGCUGGUGUCGGCAAAACUGUGUUCAUCCAGGAACUCAUCAACAACAUCGCCAAGGCCCAUGGUGGUUACUCUGUUUUCACCGGUGUUGGCGAACGUACCCGUGAGGGCAACGAUCUGUAUCACGAAAUGCAGGAGACUUCAGUCAUCCAGCUUGAUGGAGAGUCCAAGGUCGCACUUGUGUUUGGUCAGAUGAAUGAGCCUCCUGGUGCCCGUGCUCGUGUCGCUCUUACUGGUCUUACCAUCGCAGAGUAUUUCCGUGACCAGGAAGGACAAGACGUUCUUCUCUUCAUUGACAACAUUUUCCGAUUUACUCAGGCUGGUUCAGAGGUGUCCGCCCUGCUAGGUCGUAUUCCCUCUGCCGUCGGUUACCAACCAACUCUCGCCGUCGAUAUGGGUGGUAUGCAGGAACGUAUCACCACCACCAAGAAGGGCUCCAUUACCUCGGUACAAGCUGUCUACGUCCCUGCUGACGAUUUGACUGAUCCUGCCCCUGCCACCACUUUUGCUCACUUGGACGCUACCACAGUCUUGUCUCGUGGCAUUUCCGAGUUGGGUAUUUACCCUGCUGUCGAUCCUCUCGAUUCCACCUCCCGUAUGCUGGACCCUCGUAUUGUUGGCCAGGACCACUAUGAUACAGCCACUCGAGUCCAACAGAUCCUCCAAGAGUACAAAUCCCUUCAAGAUAUCAUUGCUAUUCUGGGUAUGGAUGAGUUGUCUGAAGCGGACAAGCUCACUGUUGAGCGUGCCCGCAAGAUUCAACGUUUCCUUAGUCAGCCGUUCACUGUGGCUCAGGUCUUCACUGGUAUCGAGGGUAAGCUGGUUGACUUGAAGGAUACUAUUGCCUCCUUCAAGGCUAUCCUGAGCGGUGAAGGUGACAGCCUUCCUGAAGGUGCCUUCUACAUGGUUGGUGACCUUAACUCUGCUAAGGAGAAGGGUGCGAAGAUUCUCGCGGAAUUGGAGAAGAGCAACUGA